UACAACUGAAGACUUUUUGGUAAAAGCCCUAUUAAUUUUUAAUGUAGGUAUCCUCUCUUGCAAAGAAUAAAAUAUACACCUUAACGUCCUUAACUUUCAAAACAAAAUAAUUUUAUACGACAUUGCAGCAAUUCGAUUUACCGCUUAUAGUGUGAAUGCACAUUUAGCUAUAUUAAAAUCAAUGCGCACUGCCCGCUAAAAUGUCACUUGUCAAAGUCAAAAGUAAAAAUUUAGUUUUGGCGGCAACAAACAGGUGAAUUAUUGUUCUUAUUCAGUUUUUAAAUACAUUUUGAAGUUUUGGAUAAGUUUUGGUGUUUUAAGAUGGAAAAAAAAGUACGUUCGAAUAGAAUAAGAGUUCAGUGUUUAUCGUGUGGUUCAGAGUUUGUGAAAGAAUAUAAACCUACACAUGAGAAAAAGAUGCACGGCGGAAAAUGUGUAGCAAUAAAACUAGUAGGCGCUCCAGACAAUCCUUUUGUUUUGGCGGCAAAAAAAAGACGAAAUGAAGAAGUUAGCGAAGGUAGGUAAAAAUACAUACUAAUACAACUAAAUCGCGGGUUUGGCCUUGUAAUGAGGUAAAAAGUAAAGGAGAUGAUAUAGUCAAGAUUGUUUACACCCCUUUUAAAAGAGGGGUGUGCUAAAACCACAAAAUUAUCUAGAUUUUUAUAUUCAUUCAUUAUAUUUAUUCAGUCAUUAAAAAUAAACAAUACUUAAUUAGCAAGCUUAAUUUCGCGAUAAAUUAUUACCUACGUAUUGUAUUGUUUUAGCAUCGUCUAGUUCGAUAGAAAAUAUACUUGAAUUGGCAGUGAAUAAAAGAAAGAGCAAAGAAGAAUCUAAAGGUAAGCUGAAUAUAGAAUAUAAUAGAUAUAUUUUGAUAGGUUUUUGCGUUUAAAGGCCGGUUUACACGCUACGAGUUAUCGUACACGUGUAUAGCUUAUACACGCUACGACAUAGUGUGUAAAUAGCAAAACGUACUUCUCACGGCAAAUAAAAUAAAAAAAUUACACAUUUCGUAAAAACUUUAGUUUUGUAUUUCGAUUUUAUAUUAGCCAAUAAAACGUACGAUAAUUCGUAAUGUAUAAACCGGCCUUAUUAGUGGUUAUAGGGAAAAAGAACACAAGAACUUUUUCUGAUUACUGAUUUGGAUUUGUAGAUGUAACAAAUACUAAAAAGCCAAAACAGUUAAUUACCGUUUUUCCGGAAGCUGAACAAAGUAAAGACAUUUUAAUUGAGGAGCCUGAAAAUGAAAACAUUGAAAGCUACACAUUUCAGGAAUCAGAACAUGACCGCAUAAGCUCUAACUCUAAGACUCAACUUAAUAGUGAUUCGAUGGAUAACUUAGCUGAUCAGUUAAUAGUGCCUAAUUUCUCAUACGUGAAUCAAAAUCAAAAGUUCUUCAUGAAUCCUUCGGACAAAAAUUCCGAAAAUGACUUCAUCCAAGAACAGAGCGAGAAGGCAUCAUCACAAGUGGAGAAUAUUUCUUUGAAUUUUAACGUGAACGAAGAAGAAUUUGAUAAAACAAAGCCUUCCACAAGCCAAAAUAGUCAAGAAGACUUUGACAAUAAUGUGUCAGAUGAAGUAGACCACAAUAAUUGGUUUGAAUGCACUGGCAGUUUUGCUUCAUUAUUAGAUCAUUUAACUAAUGCUAAGAAUUUAUUAACUAAUAUCCAAACUGAUUGUAAUAUAGAUGAAUAUAUUACCAUUAUCCAGAUUUUGGAUAUUACUAAUACCAUUAAAGAAAAAUGUGAAUUAACACGAGUGUCGUGUGAAUCUUAUGUUUCCGUUUUAGAGAAGAAGCGUAGCAUUUACGAAGUAGAUAAACAUGUUGGAGAUAAUAUGAUGAUUCUACAUGACCCCGGCAUAAGACAAGAAAUUAAAACAGACAAAGAGCGAGACUUUCUCAUUGCAUUAGGACCCCACCAACCUAAUUUAAGAAUGUUUCCCAGCGAUGGUAAAAAUCGCUUCAAUUCUGGAUGGUAUAAAGAGUAUCCUUUCUUAGAAUAUAGCACAGCCAAGGAUGCUGCUUUUUGCUUUGUUUGUUUUUUAUUUCCCACUGGCGUAGGAAGGGAGAAAUCCGAGUUAGCUUGGAGUAAGAAUGGAGUCUCAUCAUGGGGAAAAAUGAAGAGCUCUGGAUCAAAAAAAUUAGGGAAGUUACAGCAACAUUUCAGUUCCGUCUCACAUAAACAAGCCUUGCGGGAUUAUGGUAAUUUUACUAAUAAAGCAAACAACAUUGAUAUUUUAAUUAACAAGGAACAAAGAGUUAGGAAAAUUGAAGAAGAACGCAUUCUUUGUCAAAAUACAGAAGUUGUCAGUAUUUUGUUUGAUGUGGCUAAAACAUUGGGUCGACAAGGAUUAGCAUUUCGAGGAAACGACGAAAAUGAUGGAAAUUUUGUUCAAAUUGUGCAGCUGCUUUCCCGUCACAAUCCAAUUCUUGGAAAAUGGCUAGCAGACAGAAAAUUGCGUCCUUACCAUGUAAGUUACAUGGGUGCCUCUUCUCAAAAUGAGUUUAUCGAAAUACUGGGUAAAGAAAUACAAAAAGAAGUUGUCUCGGAAGUAAUAAAAUGCCCGUUUUAUGCAGUGAUGGCGGAUCAUACUCCUGAUAUUUCAAACAAAGAAAUGCUAUCAAUUGUAGUUCGUUCAGUUGAUGAAAAUGGUUUACCAAGGGAAAGACUACUGUCUGUUAUGGAAUCAAAAAAUAAAACUGGGGAAGCCACCGCACAAGAUAUUCUGGAUACAUUCAUAAAGCAAAACAUUGCGCCAGCCAAUUUAGCCUUUCAAUCCUAUGACUGUGCUGCCUCAAUGUCUGGUAAAUUUAAAGGUGCGCAAAAAAAGCUGUCCGAGUUGGUGGGUCACAAUAUUUCUUACAUUCCAUGUCAAGCCCAUAGAACAAAUACAGCUUUGGAACAUAGUUGUCACGCUUCAUUUAUAGUGGCGGAAAUGUUUAACACGUUGGAGGAGCUAUACGUUUUUUUCAAUUCGAGCACCAAACGAUUUUUUGCAAUGAAAGAAAAAUUAGCUGAAGUGGAAAAUUCGAUUUUAAUAAGAAACUUAUCCAAAACAAGGUGGACCGCUCGGGCAGAAACGCUAAAAGCUAUUAGCAUAUCAUACGAGGAAAUACUUCAACUAUUAGAAGAUAUUUCAAAUGCUAAUGAUUAUUCAAUAGACAAUAAAAGCAAAUCCAAAGCAUUGGGUUUAUAUAAAAGAAUGUUGUGUUUCGAUUUUAUAGUAUGUUUAAUGUUCUUAAAAAAUAUAUUUUAUAAAAUGAAAAUAAUCACAGAAAUUCUGGAACAGGAUGAUCUGAAUAUCAUUGAUGCCGUAAAUAUGAUUUCUUUAACAUGUACUUCGUUACGAAAUAUUCGGAAUAGUGAAGAGGAUGUAAAUAAUUUAAUCGAAAGUGCCAUACAAUUUGCAGUAAAAUUAAAUGUUGAUCCGGAAACUGAUUUCCGAAAACAUCAUAGGAGGCGUCUUGUUCCAAAAAAAAUUGAUACAAAUAGGGAUAGCUCUGUUAAUAUUCCAUAUAAGCAGUUUUAUAGAAAAGAAUUUUAUCUUGUUCUGGAUACUUUAAUUAAGUUUUUAGAUGAAAAUUUGUCAGUUGUGCUUCAAAAUGUCUCACCAUUGACAAACUUAUUUUCUUUUCCUUUAAACAAAAAAAACAUAAUUUUAACACAAAUAGAACAGGCUAUCUUACUAUUUCCACCCAGUCACAAAAUUGAUGAAUUAGCUUUACAAGCGGAGUUAGAAAUAUUGUUUGAACUAUGUAGCAAGUCAGAAAAAGUUGUUAAGUCCAUGCAGGAUGUGAUGACAAUUGCUUCCCAAAAUAAACAGAUUUUUCCUAUAGCAUUUAAGUUUUGUAGAUUUAUACUAACAGCUGGAUAUUCGGUAGCAACUAAUGAAAGAAAGUUUAGUCUGCUUAAAUUUAUAAAAAAUGCCAGCCGUUCAAAAAUGAAUAACGAACGGCUAGACCUAAUCAUGGCUAUGAAAAGUGAAAGAGACAUUUUAGAUCGUUUAAAUAUUAAGAAUUUAGUAGCCCAAUGGGCAAAAUUAAAACAAAGAAGACUUAAGGUCAUAAGUAAUUUGUAAAUACUAGUUAAUAUAAGUUGUAAGUUUUGAAUAAGUUUACAGUGAAAGAACCGCACUAUAACCAGUAUACUUAUUUGUUAGAAUGUAAAAUAAAUAUUACGAGUUGAAAAUUGAA
Molecule: messenger RNA, 4192 nt
Organism: Anthonomus grandis grandis
Lineage: Eukaryota; Metazoa; Arthropoda; Insecta; Coleoptera; Curculionidae
Exons: 3
Coding region: 1327-4077 (916 amino acids)
Molecular function (GO): protein dimerization activity
Source: RefSeq, a predicted model, not a curated record